GCCGGAGUGUUGACUGCUGUAAAGAAUUUUCAAUAAUGGCUCCAAAGAAACUCAAGGACAUUGCGCAUAGAAGGUUUGAUCCCCUCAAAGGUACCUGGGUGCUACUUGCUUCUCCGCAAAAGAACAAGCGACCUCGGCAAGGUCAAAGAGAGGUUGUGACAGCCAGUGAGAAGCAAGCAUAUGAUCCCAAUUGCUACUUGUGCCCCGGCAAUACUCGAGCUAAUGGCAUCCGCAACCCCGAAUACACGGGCACAUUUGCUUUUGAAAAUGAUUUUAGCACGGUGAGAAUGGACGAGGGAGAGUGCCACCAACAUACUCCUGAGAUAGACGUUGCCCCAGACUUGCUGCGUGUCGAGCCCGUGAUCGGUCGAUGCUAUGUCCUAACAUAUUCAGCAAUUCACCACUACAAUAUAUCCGAUAUGACGGCCCAAGACGUACUCUGCAUCGUUGACGCCUGGACCAGGAUCUACUCCAGAUACCUUUCUUCUGACAGCCCCCUCAGAAUGAGUACAACGAGUGCCGAUGACCAUGGCCCAAGUUCUCGAGAAGAAACCACUUUGGAAAACACAAACCUCCGGUAUAUGCACGUGUUUGAUAACAAUGGGGAAAUUGUGGGCUGCUCCAACACUCAUCCCCAUGGUCAGAUUUGGAUAACGUCAAGCAUGCCAGAUGGACCAAGCCAGGAAAUUGCACAAAUGAGCAGGUAUCGUCAAUAUCACGGUGGAAGGCAUAUGCUACAAGACUAUGUCCGACUGGAGAUGGACAAAGAAGAACGUAUUGUCUGGCAAAAUGAUGGAUUCCUGGCAGUCUGUCCCUGGUGGGCUGUCUGGCCAUACGAAGUUCUCUUAUUACCAAAGCGUCAAGUCCGGGGGCUGGUUGACCUCAGCCAGACCGAAAAAUUUCAGUUUUCUGAAGCCAUACUGCAAGUGGCCAAGCUAUACGAUAACCUUUUUGAAACAACCUUUCCUUAUAUCUCGGCACUUCAUCAGGCACCGUUGAAUGCCACAGAAGGUGAGUUGGAGAGCAGCUAUCUUCAUAUGCAUUUCAGCCCUCCUUUACUUUUCCCUUCCAUCAAGAAGUUCUUCGGGGGUUACGAACUAUACGCGGAGCCGACACGCGAGAUCACACCGGAGACCGCUGCAGCCCGCUUGAGACAUUCUGGAGCCCAACUUUUAAUGAGUUCAUGUAGAUCUAAAGCUGUUGGGUCUCAGGCCCAAGAAGAAUUCAUGCUCAUAGGGUCCCCCGGUGAGACCCUUCGCAGUGGUGAGACGUCUUCAUGGUGGCGACAAGGGCUGUGAAUUUUGAAAUGAGUUGGUCCGUGGUUUUACUUUCUACGAUGUCCCGAGUAUCUAGAGUAGAAUCUUCGUUGACCUCAAUGCUUUGGAAAGUUGAACGGAAGGUCUUGCAUUAUAAAAUUUUGGAUCCUACUCUCUUGAUUAGGGGCUACCCUACGUAAACAGCUCACCUUGGCCUAUCUGUUUGUUCACGUUGCGCCUAGAAUGCAGAUGAGAAACGUCUAUAAACAAAAGGCGGGUUAGAAGGACCCCUUUUAGCCCGUCGACUCCGGGAAUGUGAUUUGGGUUGUCAGAGGUUGUUGUUAUAUCCUAGUGAACGUCAAAUAUAUAUCUACAACUGUAGCCAGAAAAUACGAUCGCUAGUGCAUGACGGUUAUGUUUAUUUCAGAUAGAAUCAAAGUCAAUAAAUAGUAACGAAGAGGAAUAAUAUUAUUCCUUAUCUUC
Messenger RNA from Aspergillus glaucus CBS 516.65, 1739 nucleotides. RefSeq lists its product as uncharacterized. Lineage: Eukaryota; Fungi; Ascomycota; Eurotiomycetes; Eurotiales; Aspergillaceae. The record is from RefSeq and is a predicted model, not a curated record. Gene Ontology annotation, biological process: beta-D-galactose catabolic process via UDP-galactose, Leloir pathway. Gene Ontology annotation, cellular component: cytoplasm. The coding region runs from base 36 to 1298 and encodes 420 amino acids. Gene Ontology annotation, molecular function: zinc ion binding; UDP-glucose:hexose-1-phosphate uridylyltransferase activity. The transcript is spliced from 5 exons.